CGCACAUUGCCCUCGGACGCCUUGCCCGCUUCAAGGAUGGGCAAGCGGGUUCGAUGGCUGUGGCUAUGUGUAAGCGUCUGUUGGAUGCUGUGUGUACUUGUUGUGUUGUGCCAGCGAUCAGCGUCUCCAGCGAGUGGUGGUCCCGUCCUCUCCGGAAAACGUACUACAAGCAACAGCGGCGAGACUGCACAUCAUCGGAACUACGACCAUGGGAACACGCACCCCUCCUCACGCCAGCGUGGGCAUCGGCAAGACAAGACCGUGGUGGUGGUUAUGCCCAGUCCGCCCAUGGUGUCUGGCCCCUCGACCAGGAUAGACCGCUUCCAGACAAUCCGAGAUACCUGGGGGCAGGACCUGAUGGAUGCUGGCGAAAACAGCGUAGUGUUUGUCGUGGACGAAGCCGAUGCAGGGACGGUGGAGGAGGCUUUGGGCACUUGGGGUGCUCUGGAAACAUCCCCCUUUCCUUAUCCUUCGGGAGAGGACAUCAACAGCAAGGGUCUGCCAACACGGCAUCAUCGAACACUAGAGCAACAGCGAGAGCAAGGUUCGGAGACUCCUCGAGUCCUUGUGGUCCCAGAUGACGUCACGCGGGGCGGCACAGACGGCGACGGGCGUCUUAGGUACGUCUUAGCACGAAUCUCCGAGAUCUACGACCCGGCCUUCCUCUUCUACUGCAACGAGCACACCUACGUCAUCGCAGAGAAUCUGCUGUGCUACACCAGAAGCCUGGAUCCGUCCGACCCUGUGUACCUCGGGAAUCGGUUCCGCAGGGAAAGCGAGAGAGACCAGGGAAAAGCCCUUCUCAACUCCGGAGCGGCGGGCUUCAUUCUCAGCAGAGGAUCGCUGUCCUUGCUACACCAGGCGUGGCGUGACGGUGAGGGCGGAGGGCGAGCAGAUAGUCUCGGGGGCUCCGUGGAUCACAGCGGGGGGCACAGUGAUGGGAAGGGAGAGGAGCGGGGACCGCCGACUGAGUGCGUGGCCAAAUCCAACUACGAGCGGGGAAACCCAGGCAUCACCCUGGCUCGGUGCUUGGCGCACCUAAGAGUUUACGCUAUGGACACGACGGGCAGCCAGGGAGGGCAGCGGUUCAACGCGUACGGUCCAGUCCGUCUGGCGCAGGGGAAGAUCGACCAGUGGUACAAGGACGUUCACGCCUCGGAUCCAGGGAUGUGGCGAGCCGGCCCCGACUGCUGUUCUUCGGACACGAUCUCCUUCCAUUACGUUGGACCAGCGGAAGCCAGAGCGAUGCACCACAUCCUACACCACAAAGACACCUACCUGACGGAGGGAUACGAGGAAGCUCUCAGCCUGUGGCCCGCUUCCGGAGAGUCCCUCGGCCCCUACGCCGCCCGCCCGAAGGCAGGGGACGAAACCUUCGACCUGCUCUUGAAGAAAAUACGGGUUUGUUCUGAGGUUUGACAGAGAGAGAGAGAGAGGGGGGGGGGGGGAGAGAGAGAGAAAGAGAAGGACCUCUCUCCAUGAAGGGCACAAGGCUUGCCUGCUCUGACUGCGACGCCUUGCGGAGGGCGACUCGUGAUCGGAGGGCAGCCUUGGCGUCUUCGAUGGCCUUCAACCGCUCUUCUGGGGUCUUAGGNGCUUUACAUACCAACAGAGGGUUGCGCUGUGUCUGAUGAAAGCGCUGUUUUUGUGUUUGUUGUUGAUUUUGUGUGUGUUUUUCUUGGUGGUGUUGCUUGUUUCGCCAACCCGGCGAAAACUUGUUCGGAACCCAUCCGCGAUGACACGAUGCGUACGUAAUCGACCAGCAACAUCUGAGCACGAGUUGCGCCCGGCGUACUUGUACUGUGUGUGUGUCUUUCUCGUGGGGUGAACCCUGUACGACUUCCUGUUCCACAAGUUUUGUUCGGAUUGGCGGCACCAGCAUCAAGCAUUGCAUGCGCGCCCCACGCGUGUAUGCGCAGCGUUUUGGCGGUAGGUUUGCAGAAAUCGUUCUUGUUGCCGCCUUCUAUUUUUUGGCGUCAUGGGUUGCUGUAGUGCCAACGCUAACGAAGCGCAGCAUUCGUGUGUGCGAGCGUGCGAACUGGACAUCUUUCGGGCAGAUUUCGAAGCUUCUGUGCUUGUGCGCGCGCUGCUUUAACAGCUUAUUUUCUGUGUGCAUGUGCGUGUGUGGGGGGUAACGACAACUGAUACCUGCUGUAUGGGUAGACUCACGCGAGUUUUUCAUCUUGAGGGAAAUGGAUGAACAAACUGCAUUUAUCCGUCCAUGUUGUUGGUGUUCCGGUGGCCGAUGACGAUCUCAUCUAAUAGCCGGCGGUCACACUUUGCCUGUCUCACCUCUUGCUGCUGCUGCUGCUUAUUGUUCUUGUUGUUGCUGCCUUCUCUUGCACGGAGACGAUUGUGUAAAAGUAGUGUAAUAUGAUGGGGGUAGGGUUUGCUUGUUGAUGUCCUUUUCCUCGCCUGACUCGAUGUGAGAGACGGCCUCUGUCUCGGAUGUUAUGUACACCUGUUUUUUUAGUUUUUCCCCUGCUCGGUCUAGAAAGGAGUUAGUCUCUCGUAUGGUCGAUAGGUAUGCCCUUUGGCACGCAAGUAGGUGAGUUAGGCGCUUGUUUCCCUCUCGCGCGUCUUUUCUGAACUUGGCAUCGUCGCCGCUACUAGUAACCGGCGGACCAGUGACAAUACGCCGGCCUUCGCCCAUGUGUGUGCAUGCGCGUUCGCUCCUCUGCUACGGAUUGGACCCGUGGUAAAGGCCCAUGGUAAAGACCCACGGUAAAAAUACGGCUUCUUCUGUUCUUCCCUUCGGGGCGUUUUUUCUUCUUAGUUUUCGUCUCAUCAUGUGUUCAGACGCGUUUUACUCGAGAGGAGAAAAUCGUUUUUGGACCAUGGCCAAGUCACCUUCGCUCGUUCCUGCCUGAUUUUCGGACUGUUGUCAGCAUUUCGUUGUGGUGCCUGGUACGGCUGUGUGCUACUUGGCAUGCAUGCGUUUCUCGGGGGGGGGGGGGGGGGNGGGGGGGGGGGGGGGGGGGGGGGGGGGGGGGGGGGGGGGGGGGGGGGGGGGGGGGGGGGGGGGGGGGGGGGGGGGGGGGUCUGCGUUGGUAGUCCUGUGUGCUUCUGGCAGAUCCGAGCCUACGUUGACAGAUCCGGCGUGCUGUAGACGACGCGGCAGGGGCCAAUGGCAAAAGAGACCGACCGGUCGUGUCAAACCUAUGUAUCGUGUGACAACGUAUGUAGGUGGCGGCGAAACCCUCCGAGGUACGCUAAAUGGCGUGCGAUAGGCUCGUUUUCUAACCAACCCUAGCGAGAAACGUAUGCAAUAUUCAAACACAAAUCAAGGUGUGAACCUGUCUGUUCUUCUCUUCUACUUUCUAGUGACCGCGCGUUGUGCCGUAUCUUCGAGGCUACGUAUCAUAGACCAAACAAACAACACAACCAUGUUGUACAACAUACCCAAUGCUGCAAAACAGUGCCGCCAGCUUUUUUAACACCCUUGCCGGAACAAAAAAGAAGGGGAAGGGCGACACAUUCACCGACGCAAUCGAUCGCGUCUUUACAAUUGUUUGCCGCACACACAUGGAGGCUUUGAAGAUCCCCUGUUGCCUCAAGGCCCCAAUACCUCUCCUCCUGUCACCUAAAUCCCACCCCCCCUCUACCCU
Molecule: messenger RNA, 3608 nt
Organism: Ectocarpus sp. CCAP 1310/34
Lineage: Eukaryota; Phaeophyceae; Ectocarpales; Ectocarpaceae
Source: the annotation of a GenBank genome assembly